Messenger RNA from Arctia plantaginis, 1425 nucleotides. NCBI's taxonomy places the organism in Eukaryota, Metazoa, Arthropoda, Insecta, Lepidoptera, Erebidae. The record is from the annotation of a GenBank genome assembly.
AUGUCGGCUUUUCACGGUUUUCCUAACCUUCCAGGACCGGAUGAAAUCCCAUUUUGCAAAUUAAACGAGGUUUACUGUUGUGGGAACGCGCGUUAUGGAAAUAUAACUACAUUUACUAACUCUACAAAAAAUCAUCCGCAUAUUAAUGUAACGAGAGAUAUACAUCAUCACAGAACUACAGACGAGAAUAUUUCAAUGUACAUUGAUGUUGAAGACAAUUUAUUAAAAAAGAUAACGAGUGUUUGGUAUAAACAAGGAUUUUUGGAUGCCCUAGGUGUGGCUGCCGAUCCAACAGUUAACCGCGAAAGUCAAGUUCUCGCUAUUACCGCGUCAUACGUUUUAAAAGUCGCAAAUGUAUUCACAGCAUUUAGAUACUUUUUACAACCACAUCUAAAAGACAUAGGACCUAAAAUUGUUGCAAAUUACUCUAGGACGAGAAACUGGGGUAAUAGUCCUAUAAAAUGUAUGGCAUGGCAUCCACAUACAACAAAAAUGGCAGUAGCUACAAUAGAUGAUAACGUCCGAGUGUACUGUUCUGAAGUGUCUUUUGUGUCGACAUUAAAAUGUAAAGCACAAGGACACGUGUCAGCACUAAGUUGGAGGCCGUACUCAGCUUCAGAGCUGGCUGUGGGAUGUGAACAAGGGGUUAUUGUGUGGACCGUAGACCCUAACUCAAUGUUCACCAAACCUUCUUCUAGUAAUGCUGUUGUGUUGAAAAGACCCGGUCACAGUCCAGUUACAGACAUAAGCUGGUCUCCCAAUGGUGACUUACUCAUCAGUUGCUCAGGAGCUGACACAUCUAUGCUUAUAUGGGAUGUAUCCAUGGAAACUGCAGUUCCUCUCAGACGAGUAGCAGGUGGGGGUAUUGUGUUUGCACGUUGGUCAUUUGACGCAGGGAAGGUCUUUGCUGCUACUUCUUCGAUUAUAUUCAGGGUAUGGGACACAAAGCGUUGGACUCCUGAUCGGUGGUGCGCCCGUGGUCAACGCGUUGUGGCCGCCUGUUGGGGGCCCAAGGACAUUCUGCUAUUUGCUGCUAAAGGAGAGCCUAUGGUGUUUGCACUUACUAAUACAAGUCUCAUGAGUGGUUCGCAAACCAGUAAAGCAAUACCAGUGCUUGACGUCACGAAAGUAGAACUUCAAACAGGUGAGUCAGUUGGAGGACCGAUACUAGAUAUGUGCUGGGAUCCUGCAGGCAGAUACCUAGCAAUAAUGUUUGAAGAAUCUCAUCUAAUCGCUGUGUUCUGUACCACACACCUUAUGAUGCAACUGAAGAUUACACCCUGCUGCUUCGUAUGUGGCAUAGACAGUGAAGUCCCCUUAACAAUGGCCUUCCAGAACAACUUUACUGAAGGAGCGUGUCUUACCAUAGCCUGGUCCAGUAGCAGAGUCCAGCAUUUCCCUAUUAUAUACACUGAUUCAUACUGA